Messenger RNA from Phaeoacremonium minimum UCRPA7, 1341 nucleotides. Its product is annotated as putative wd repeat-containing protein. The transcript is spliced from 2 exons. Gene Ontology annotation, biological process: positive regulation of TOR signaling. Bases 1 to 1341 code for a protein of 446 amino acids. Gene Ontology annotation, molecular function: protein binding. Lineage: Eukaryota; Fungi; Ascomycota; Sordariomycetes; Togniniales; Togniniaceae. The record is from RefSeq and is a predicted model, not a curated record.
AUGUACAACCGAGAUAAGAUCAUGCGCAAGCUGCUGGGCAAGCCCACCGUCGAGUCCUCCCACGAUACCACCGUCGGCGUCACCAGCUCUCCGCUCCCCGCCGCCUACCGCCCCAGCGCCGCCCAGAACGCUCUCUUCAAUGCCGGCGUCCCCAUCGCCUGCCUCGCAAAGUCUCCUGAUGGGCGAUGCGCCAUCCUUGCUGGCCGCCAUAUCCUCAAGGUCGUCAAGCUCGACGGUCUGACCGUCAAGGAGGGCACCGACCUGCGCGCCACCAUUACCUCUCAGCCCUCGUCCAAGGUCAACUCGACCGCCGACCAGCUCUCCAUCAAGGAUGUCAAUUGGCCCUCCGGCCGCGGCGACACCACUGUAUUUACUGCCUGUGCCAACGGCAAGAUCUUCCAGUAUGAUCUCGCGCGUAUGGGCGGCCCCGAUGGCGGCCAGAUGGAAGUCGUGCAGAUGAGGGAGGACUCUCGCCAAGUGAAUACUCUCGAUGUCAACCCUCAUCGUGGAACAUACCUGUUGUCAGGCAGCCAGGACGGCAUUGUUCGGUGCUUCGACAUCCGCUCUCCGCAGAGGUCGCAGCUAGGCUUUCUGACAUACCGGUCGGUGCAGGCAUUCAAAUGUAACGCAGAAGGCGUGCGUCAUGUCAAAUGGUCGCCAAAGGACGGCUUCUACUUCGCGUGCGCUACCGAGCAGGGCGUCGUCCUGAAAUGGGACAUCCGGAAAUCAACAGCUCCGAUCCUACGCAUCAACGGGCAUGAGAAGGCGUGCGCAUCUAUCGCAUGGCACCCCGACGGCGAGCAUCUCAUCAGCGGCGGAUCUGACAACAAGUGUUUUGUCUGGGACGUUUCCUCAAGAGCUGAGAAGAGGCAGAAGCCGAAAUGGACACUGAACACACCCGCUCCGAUCGCAUCGGUGGCUUGGAGACCAGGCACCUGGUCAGCUACCGCACAAGGGAAAAGAACGGCACAGGUCGCCGUUACCUACGAUGACAGUAGCCAGAUGAGGCAUGGUAUCAAUGCGUGUCAUAUCUGGGACCUGGCUAGACCUACGCUGCCUUUCAAAGAGUUGCAGAACUUCGACGCCCCGCCAGCGGCUUUACUAUGGCACGAUCAGGAUCUCCUAUGGACCGCUGGGCAUGAUGGACUUUUCAAUCAGUUCGAUAUCGCAUUCGCCCCUAAAGUAAUGGAUCGCACAUCAGUGUCAACCAUGGCACUUUCAUCCCAGGGCGAUGUCCUCAUGUUCUUGGAUGAGAGACCCGUUGCUCGACGGCCGGCGAAAGCGAACACCGAGUACACGCUCAGCACAUACUCUGAGCACCACUCCUCCGGGAGGCCCUGA